AUGGGUGCUUCGUACAGGAAAGGAUCGGGAUACCUGGUGAACUGGUGGCUGCCGGCUGUCUGGCAGAAAGACAUCAUCGAGAGGACGAAGGUGAUGGAAUGCAAGAGCGAGGCCAUUGGACGAAUGGUGUGGCACUUCGUGCAUCAUCGUCCUUUCCUGAGUUAG
Molecule: messenger RNA, 165 nt
Organism: Symbiodinium sp. CCMP2456
Lineage: Eukaryota; Dinophyceae; Suessiales; Symbiodiniaceae
Source: the annotation of a GenBank genome assembly